AUGACGAAAAGAAAUUACGAAGUAACGGCAGCACCGGGUAAUGACGUACAACUUCAAAUGGUUGGAAAUGGUGAUAGUUCACCAUCGCAGGGAUCCCCAUCGAAAGAACCAUACGAUCCACAUUUACAUCGAAACAGGCCAACACCUACAACUAAUUGGGAAACUUUGGUUCAUUUAUUAAAAGGUUCACUCGGUACAGGGAUAUUGGCAAUGCCAAAUGCAUUUUAUAAUUCAGGAUUAAUUUUAGGAACAAUAUCAACAAUAUUAAUAGGAAUGUUAUGUACGUAUUGCUUACAUAUAUUGGUACGGGCACAAUAUGAACUGUGUAAAAAACUCAGAGUUCCAAUUUUAUCAUAUCCUGCUUCAAUGGAAAAAGGACUUGAAAUGGGACCAAACAUGCUUCGGUGUUUCGCUAAAUAUUCUGCGAUUAUUGUGGAUGUUUUUAUGAUCGUGUAUCAAUUGGGUAUUUGUUGCGUUUAUAUCGUGUUCGUUGCAACGAAUAUCAAAUCCGUCGCCGAUUAUUACAUCAAACCGUUCGAUGUGAGACUUUACAUGCUUAUUUUACUACUUCCUUUGAUACUUAUUAACUACAUACGAAACCUUAAACGACUUGCUCCCCUAUCGACAUUAGCCAAUGUUAUUACAUUCGUAGGCUUAGGUAUUGUUUUAUAUUAUAUAUUUGAUCAAUUGCCAUCGAUCGACACGGUCGAAUACGUGGGAACUUUAAAAGGUUAUCCAUUGUACGUCGGUACGACAUUGUUUGCUUUAGAAGCUGUCGGAGUUAUAAUUGCACUUGAAAAUAAUAUGGAAACGCCAAAAUCAUUCGGCGGUUAUUUUGGCGUUUUAAAUCGUGGAAUGUUUGUCAUAGUUAUCCUAUACGUUUUGGUCGGUUUUUUCGGUUACAUCAAAUACGGUAGUGAAUCUGCAGGAUCCGUUACUUUGAAUUUACCGCAACAGGAAAUAUUAUCCCAGUCAGUACAAAUUCUUUUUGCCAUUGCAAUAUUCAUAACUUAUGCAUUGCAAUCAUACGUUCCUGUUGAAAUAAUUUGGUUCACUUAUUUAAAAGAUAAAUGUGAAAAAAGCAAUCACAGUUUACUAUACGAAUAUUUAUUAAGAACUACUUUAGUAAUAUUGACGUUUUUAUUAGCAGUUGCCAUUCCAAACUUGGAACUUUUCAUUUCGUUAUUUGGAGCAUUAUGCCUUUCUGCUUUAGGAAUUGCUUUUCCAGCAAUAAUAGAAAUGUGCGUUUAUUGGCCAGAUAAACUCGGUCCUUUCAAAUGGAUUUUAAUUAAAGAUAUUUUAUUAAUUAUUUGUGGAGUUCUCGGUCUCGUUGUUGGAACUUAUUGUGCUAUUAGAGACAUUAUUGCAACAAUGUUUUAA
Molecule: messenger RNA, 1380 nt
Organism: Pediculus humanus corporis (human body louse)
Lineage: Eukaryota; Metazoa; Arthropoda; Insecta; Psocodea; Pediculidae
Product: proton-coupled amino acid transporter, putative
Exons: 6
Coding region: 1-1380 (459 amino acids)
Biological process (GO): amino acid transmembrane transport
Cellular component (GO): vacuolar membrane
Molecular function (GO): amino acid transmembrane transporter activity
Source: RefSeq, a predicted model, not a curated record